This is a messenger RNA of Mugil cephalus (flathead mullet), 2573 nucleotides long. RefSeq lists its product as uncharacterized. The transcript is spliced from 5 exons. The coding region runs from base 556 to 1401 and encodes 281 amino acids. Lineage: Eukaryota; Metazoa; Chordata; Actinopteri; Mugiliformes; Mugilidae. The record is from RefSeq and is a predicted model, not a curated record.
CCGUGUGUGAGUGCAGCUGGCGUGCAUUUGCUUGUGUGUAUGUGUGUGAGUGUGAGUGUGUGCGUGUCUGAAUGCGAACAAGUUCAUAUAUAUAUAUUUAUAUAUAUAUAUACAUUUUUUUGUGGUAACCCCCCUCCAACACCUUUCAAUUAAGCUGCCGGGGGUUACGUGCGGGCUACGGUCGAGCGAGGCGUCUGUCAGAAGAGGAAAAAAGACUUCCCCGCAACUAAUGAACUCGAAAAUAACAAGUUUGCUGCGCACAGCCUUUGAAAAAACAAGCAGCAUCUACGCAGUUUAUCGAAUUUCGGUGUAUUCUUUUUAUCGACAGCAGCUAACUUGGAGCUACGAGUGUGCGGCGGCCGCUAUUUUUUUUUUAAAUUUAUUUUAUUUUACCUGUGUCUCCCCGGUGAGGUUUUGAAGUAAAGUGUGCCUUCUUUUUUGAAUGUUUAAACUGUCGCUCAUGUUAGCUAAUGAAGUCGUAGUAACCGUCACAUAAGACGCAGUCAUAACAACGUAGCUAAUUGCAGGACAAAACCAUAAGCUACUCCAGAAAACAUGCUAAAGACGCUGACCAAGAAGCUCAGAAGACAUUCGCUCAAUGAAAUACAUCCUUUCCAGCUGAAGAUUUCUUACCAUGGCAGCGGAGAGGGAGGGGAGAGUGAUGACUCAGAAGGCGAGAACCAGGAGCUUGCACAGAUUGACAGAGAGAGACGGAGGAAUUGUGCCCUCACUCCUUUGGCCACCAGCCAGCAGCACAACCAGGGUCCCCUCUCCCCAGCCCGGUUACGCCGCCUCCGCCUCCUUUUAGAUGCCAAUCUGGAUCGUCACUCUUCCGAGGAAGAACUCGAGCGAAUCAGCUGUGGUGACAACAGGAAGUGGGUGUCUGCACUCCCCCAGCGCCACGGCGAUCACCACAGCAGCGCCUCCAGUGAUGAGGAGGUGCGCGACCUUUGUGGCUGCGGCUCGCCGUCUGCCUCAGCCAGGCCGCUGGCUGAGCCCGGCGCUCGCCUGGCCGCCUCACCCAGCCCUGUUCUCUUCAGCUCCAGCCCACCACGUAGCCUCAAGCCACCGCCUAUGCGAUUUCAGCUGCAGGUGGUGCAGCCAGUUGUACGGCCCAUCAUUCUGACCCACUUUGACCAGUCAGCACCUUACAGAAAGUAUCGACACAGCUACGGCGGUGAACCUGGGAGACCCAGUCUGGAUCUGGAGAAAAUGCAACAGAAAAUGCUACUGAAAAAGAACUGUGGAGGGAAAACACGCACUAUAAAGAUCCGGAAUCUGACUGGCGGUCGUCCUGCUCCCAGGUACACCUACGACCCCUCCAUCUUCGCCUUCCGCUCCCUAAGCACAGUGCCCCCUUGCAGCCCUCUGACCCCGUCCGAAGAUCCACCUUGCUCAUAAAGAAAUUCAGCCCCACACCCCCUGCCGGAUAAUCCGUUUCCCCCUCAUUCCCAGAUGGCUGCUUUUUUGUGGCUUCUGCAGCGAGACCAAGGAGUGACUCUUCUGAAACUGACCGCUAGAAAGACAUUUGUAUGAUGGGCGGGCUAUUGCACACUCAGGUAAUCCUACCCUGUCACUUUGAUCACUCUCCAUGUGAAAUCCACAGGAGAAGAAAAUGGCCUAACUCAACAUUUCUAAAGAUGCUUCAGGCAGUGCAUACAGUACGCUAUCUGUCUCUGAAAAGAUGCUGUUAUUGGAGAAGGAAUGAUUGAGAAACAGACUGUGGACCAGAUGUGGUACAAAGGGACAACACUGACCAUCUUCAAACCUAAAUGUAGUUUUAGGUUGGAUCAAUAUUCAAGGGAAAUAAUGCAUGUAAGACAAUCAUAUGGUUCCAGGGUUUCUUCCUUUGAUGUGAUUACUGGACAUCUUGUAAGGUUCUUGGUAACUUCAUAUAUUAAACAUGGCCAGGUGAGUCAUCUGAUAUCCUGUUAUUGUUGAGAUGAACAUAGACAGUGGUCACGUUCUUCAUGUGUCUGAAAAACGACUUCUUUGGAUGUGUUAUUGAAUACGCAGGUCACGUAAGGUCGAGCUAUAACAAACAUGUAUGACUGUAGUGGAAUAGUCGACGUUUGACCUUUGAUGAUGUACGUUUCUUAAUGAAUAUGUCACUUGUAGUCCAGGUCAGAGUUAAGUACUUGUUUCCUCUUUCCAUGCAUGAGUUCAACUGUUUUGCAGAAAGAGAGCUAUGUGGAAAUAAGAAAGUAUGAGAAUAGUUUGCUGCACAUUUUGCAAGUGUAAACGGUGCUGUGAUCUGCAUAGCCUACUUGUAGUGUGCCAUUUUUUUUCCAAUAUUGUACCUCAUUACUUUCUAGGUAGAAGAGGACCACUGGUGUAACUAAGACACCCCAGUGUUUUCUAAAGAUCUCCUAAUGCCUUGAAACACUGACAUUCCUGUUCUAUUGAAUGAAACUCGAGGGAGUUCUCAGUCCUUGCAAUGAACUGAUGAAUUGAUUAAACGCAACGUCACCACUGUAACCAAGAUUCUGCCGAAGUGAAUGUAACAUUGUGACAUGUUUUCGUCCCUUGUUGCACAAACAUGAAUCAAUAAAUGCCCUGUGGCCUCUUGUUUA